GACGCGUGUUAUUAUAGUUUUUCGAUUCGUAAAUAAGACGAAGUAAGAUCUAAUCGACAUUCAAAACAAAGAAGUGAAGAAAUUUUUGGUCAUUUUAAACGGAAAAGAUGGGAAAAAUUUUCCUGGAACACAGUAAUGGCGUUAAGCUUUACUCGUGCAUUGCCUGCGACACGAAUCUGACAAAUAAAGGCCAUUUGAUUAGUACACGAUUUACUGGUGCUACUGGACGCGCCUAUCUAUUCAAAUAUGUUGUCAAUUUAACAUAUAGCAAUGUCCAGGAUCGUGUAAUGCUGACGGGACGGCAUAUGGUCAGAGAUGUUAUGUGUAAAAGUUGUGGAGCGAAAUUGGGAUGGAUGUACGAAUUUGCUACCGAGGACAAUCAAAGAUACAAAGAGGGCAAAGUGAUUUUAGAACACGCUCUAAUCACAGAAUCAGAAGGAUUUCAGGACUUACCAUCAACGCCGAGUCGAAAUAAUUACGAGCAGUAAGCAAGCACACACACAUUAGAUAUUAAGUUUACCGAUUAGUUGGCACAACCGUAAAUCUUGUGUAUCAUUCAUUAUGUUGAAAUCCUUUGUUUCUUUUGCUCCUCAUUUUUUCCCCCUCAUUUCAUUUUCUUAUUCUUUGUGUAAAUCAAAACUUUUAUAAUCAUAACGAGACGAAAUAAAAUUUGAAUGAAAUUU
Messenger RNA from Bradysia coprophila, 683 nucleotides. It is a transcript of the gene Ype, whose product is annotated as yippee zinc finger protein. NCBI's taxonomy places the organism in Eukaryota, Metazoa, Arthropoda, Insecta, Diptera, Sciaridae. The record is from RefSeq and is a predicted model, not a curated record.